AUGGGUAACGUCUUUUCAAUUCAAUGCAGUGAUGCCUUGAUCGGUCUUUGCUGGGAUUGCAUUGCUGGACAAGCUCUUUAUGUAUGUCAGCUUGAAGACAAUCUUCAAGAACUUGAGACUGCAAGAGAUAAAUUAAGAGAGUUGAGGAACGAUGUCAUGCGGAUGGUCGUCAGUGAGGAAACGCCACAAACAGUGCAGCUGGAUCGAGUUGGAGGAUGGCUUUCAAGGGCGGAUGCUACCAUUACUGAAGUUAAUAUACUCCUCAGCAGAGCUCCACAAGACAGACAAAAAUUGUGUCUCGCAGGCUGUUGCUCCAAGAACUGUGAAUUCAAAGAAGUGGUUAUCAGGGCCCCUGCUGUCCAACUUCAAGCUGUUCUCGAAGCUUUGAAGACUGCAAGACAAGAAUUAUGGGCUUCAAAGGAGGAUGUGAAGCGGAAGGUUGACUUAGAAGAAGGACAACAAAGGAAGGCGCUGCAACAAGUUCGAUUGUGGGUUUCGAUGGUGGAAGCGAUGAUAACCGAAGCAGAGGAGCUCGAAAGAGAUGGUCCACGACAAGUUCACAAAUUGCUAGGUGGAGAUAUUUCCAAUUACAUGUUCGUGGGAAGGGUCGUCAAAAAAUUAGAAGAUGUGAUUGCGUUAAAAGCCAAAGGAGAUUUUAAGGAAGUGGUUGAGAGGACACUUCCAGAACCAGUGACGAGGCAUGGAGCUUCAUCACGGGAGAUGAGGUGGGAAUUGUUGGCAUAUACGGUAUGGGGGGAGUCGGUAAACUACUCUCCUUACUCAAUCAACAACAGAUAUGCCACUAUAUCUAAUAAUUUUGAUGUUGUGAUUUGGGCUGUGGCUUCUAAAGAUUUGAAACUCGAGACGAUUCAAGAGCAGAUUUGGGGAAAAAUUGGCAUUUCUGAUGAGAAAUGGAAAAAGAAAAGCUUCCGUGAGAAAGCGGAUGACAUAUUCCAUGUACUGAGUAGAAAGAAAUUUGUAUUAUUGUUAGAUGACAUAUGGCAGCGUGUUGACCUUGAAGAAAUUGGGGUUCCUUUUCCUACAAGACAAAACAGAUGCAAGAUAGUAUUCACAACACGCUCUUACAAAGUAGGCAGCCAAAUGAAAUCUGAAAAGAUUAUAGAAGUGAAACCUUUGGAUUGGGAAGAAGCUUGGGCAUUGUUUCAAAAGAAGGUUGGGGAUAUUGAUCUUGAUAUUGUUCCUCUGGCUCAAGAUGUUGCCAAAGAGUGUAGAGGAUUGCCAAUCGCUCUCAUUACCAUUGGUAGAGCCAUGGCCAGUAGAAUUACAAGGGAAGAAUGGAAGCAUGCUCUUAAGGCACUAAGAAGUUCUGCCUCACGCCUACUAGUAAUGGAGGAUGAGGUAUUUCAAGAUAUGGAGGUUGAGGUAUUUGUACGAUUGAAAUUUAAUUAUGAUAGUCUGAGUAGUGAUAAAGUUAAAUCUUGUUUCUUAUAUUGUUCCUUGUUUCCGAAAGACUUUGAAAUUCCCAAACGUGAAUUGCUAGAUUAUUGGAUUUGUGAGAAUUAUGGUGAUUGCAAUGAAUCAUAUUCUAUAAUCGGUUCACUUGUUGGGGCAUGUUUAUUGGAAGAGCAAGGCUAA
Molecule: messenger RNA, 1596 nt
Organism: Hevea brasiliensis (rubber tree)
Lineage: Eukaryota; Viridiplantae; Streptophyta; Magnoliopsida; Malpighiales; Euphorbiaceae
Product: probable disease resistance protein At1g15890
Exons: 3
Coding region: 1-1596 (531 amino acids)
Molecular function (GO): ADP binding
Source: RefSeq, a predicted model, not a curated record